GGGGGCGCAUGCGCGGCUGCUGGCGGCGCACCGCGGCAGGCGGGCGGCGGAGGCGGCGGAGGCGGCCGCGGCGGCUGCAGAUGCUGCGGAGCGGCGGCGUGUGGCUCCCUCCGAGAUCCCUGUUGUGUGCAACGGGCUGGCGGGGGUGUUCCUAGUGGGCCCCUGCCUGGUGCGGUCGGGGGAGGGGCGCACGCUGUCGCCCACGGAGUUCGAGCGCAUCGCGGGGAAGGCGGCGUCCAAGAAGUGGAAGGUAACCCUGCGGGUGCUCACCCCGGGCGGCACCCCCGGCCCCACCCUGGGGGAGCACCUGGUGGAGCUGGGGCUAGAGGAGCCGCCGGCGCCCAGGCCCCGCGGCCAGCUGGCUCAGGCCAUCGCCAACCUGGAUGCGUUCAAGCGCCGCCAGCAGGGGGCGCCACCCCCGCAAACACAUACACACACCGCCGGGGGGCGCACGCCCUCAGCAACGGGCUCGGCGGAAGCGGGG
This is a messenger RNA of Astrephomene gubernaculifera, 484 nucleotides long. NCBI's taxonomy places the organism in Eukaryota, Viridiplantae, Chlorophyta, Chlorophyceae, Chlamydomonadales, Astrephomenaceae. The record is from the annotation of a GenBank genome assembly.